This is a messenger RNA of Acytostelium subglobosum LB1, 885 nucleotides long. RefSeq lists its product as hypothetical. Lineage: Eukaryota; Evosea; Eumycetozoa; Acytosteliales; Acytosteliaceae. The record is from RefSeq and is a predicted model, not a curated record. The transcript has a single exon. Bases 1 to 885 code for a protein of 294 amino acids.
AUGGCGGGAUACAAUGCAACGAUCACUGGUAUCGUGAAACUGGGCCCAGGACAGAUUAGCUGUGGUGAUUGGAGUGCCACUGGCAAUUGCCUUACAAUCAACGGUAUACUUAACUCUAACUCGAGCAGCACUUUGGCAUUCGUUAGGCCCAACCAGUUUAAUGCUGCCAUUGUCGUCGAUGGAAUCCCAGGGAUAUUGGGCUCAUCAAUUAUAAUGGACUUCCGACCAUAUAUACCAGUGGCCAAUGUCCAAUAUCAACUCGUAUCAAGCAUCAACUACAACAACAUCAAUUACCUGGCCAACCGUAUCGCGGACAAUAUAAUCUACUCAAAGACGACUGACACACCAACAUACAAGAUCUCUGUUGUUGGCAAGCAAAUGUUCAUUCAGUUUGGCAAGUCAUGUGUCAGCCCAACAGUCUGCGACGGACAUGCCAUCUGCAAUAACGGCAUGUGUCAAUGUGAUACCUACUAUCAAGACCCAGGUUGCAGUGUCCUUGGCUGUCUAAAGAACUGCAGUGGACAUGGAGAGUGUAUCGUGCCUGGUCCAGCUGGCAUUUGUCAAUGUCAAUCUGACUAUGUUGGCUCGUACUGUGAGAGACCAUCAUCAUUCUGCACAACACUCACUUCUUCAGACGCCUGUGCAGCAGUCCGCGGUUGUCACUGGUGUACUUCGAUCAACACAUGUCAACGUCCUUCUGCGACAUGCGGUGCUCCUACAUCCACGAGUACCACUACCGCCUCUACUACUGCUACUACUGCCACGACCACUGCUACGACCACUGCAUCAAUCACUACUACCACUGGCAAUCAUCCAAGCACAGCAUCAACAACCACAACACCGACCAUUGUUGUUAUAUUUCGUAUUGGUCGCUGUCUCCUUUAA